Messenger RNA from Limulus polyphemus (Atlantic horseshoe crab), 1502 nucleotides. Its product is annotated as protein tyrosine phosphatase type IVA 2-like. Gene Ontology annotation, molecular function: protein tyrosine phosphatase activity. The record is from RefSeq and is a predicted model, not a curated record. The transcript is spliced from 6 exons. The coding region runs from base 512 to 1036 and encodes 174 amino acids. Lineage: Eukaryota; Metazoa; Arthropoda; Merostomata; Xiphosura; Limulidae. Gene Ontology annotation, biological process: protein dephosphorylation. Gene Ontology annotation, cellular component: nucleus.
UCAUCUUUUUGACGUCAUCGAUUCUGCAACAUAGGUCAUUUUCUGUGAAAACGUCUUGUUAGGCCUUAUAAAAAUAAGGCCUCUAAACAGUUUUAGACUGUGACGUAGUUUUUAGGAGCAUUUUUGCUUCAAUGAGUAUCAUCGCAGAAGUUAGAAAGAGGACACAUCACUUGUUGAUGGAGUUGUUUCUGAGGGCGGGAGGAGAAUAUUGCCAGGCACAACACAAGUAAACUAGCUGUCUAUGCUGAUUUUGUAGUACAAGUAGUCCAUUCUGCUUGUGGUAGCUGUAUGGGGUAAAUAGUGGACUAAAGCCUCAGCACAUGAGCAAGAAAGGGAGACCUGGUGCUGAAAGGGGAGGUUGUGAUCAUUAAGAAAGUUGAGAGUAUUUGAUUCAUACUGUUUAGUGUUUUUACUUCUGGUGAUAAUCUGAGAUUUGAUUUAUUUUAUUCAUCUUCUGAAUUUUUAUUUUUAAUUCCAAGCAACGGCUAGUUUCUUUAUUUUCUGUUGUGUAAUGGACAUUAUGAAACAAAAAACAAUGCGGCCAGCACCAUCAGAGAUUACCUACAAGAAUAUGCGAUUUCUUAUUAUGGAUCGACCAACAGAUUCGACUAUUCCCAGUUUCUUGGAGGAGUUGAAGAAGCACAAUGUUAAGGAUGUCGUGAGAGUUUGUGAAGCCACCUAUAAAACUGAUUUGUUGGAACAAGAGGACAUUAAUGUACACGAUUGGCAGUUUGAUGAUGGCUCACCUCCACCAGCUAAAAUAGUAGAAGACUGGUUUAACUUAUUGAAAACUAGAUUCAGAGAAGACACAGAUAGCUGUGUGGCUGUACACUGUGUAGCUGGCUUAGGAAGAGCACCAGUUCUAGUUGCUUUAGCACUGAUAGAAUUGGGUAUGAGGUACGAGGAUGCUGUUGAGCAUAUUAGACAGAAACGAAGAGGAGCUAUCAACUCUAAACAACUCUCCUAUUUGGAAAAGUACCGUCCGAAAUCCCGACUGAAAAUAAAGAAUGGAAAUAAGCCAUGUGCAAUUCAGUGAAAAUGCAUCUUCCUCUUGACCUCCAUUAAUUUUUGAUUGGCUUUUAUUUCUGACUAGAUGUUAAUGUAAUGGAAUUGUAUUCUUAUUGUGAAUAUGACAUUGUUGAGAGGUAUUUGUCUGAUUGUAAUAUCAUGUUACCAUGCCCACAUCUUCCUACAGGAGUGUUACAUGUAUUCCAUCUGUUAGAUAUAUGUUGUAAACAUCCUGUUGUAAUGUGUAUCUUAAGUGUAAGUACAACAACAGUUAGAAAUAACUGUUUUCUUUAAGACCUAGAAUUUUAUUUUUAUUUUACUUCAUUUAACUGAAAGAAAACCCUACUUAUCAUGUUGAUUUUAUUUGAUUGUAAAAAUGUAAAAUCCUCCUCCCCUCCCUAAAAAGUAGAUGCAACUGAAAAUGAUUUUCUUGUAGAGUUGAGUUAUUAAAAGAUUGUCUCACACCAUCAGAUAAGAUCAUAAAAAAAAAUUAA